AUGGCGUCGCGUCUAAGCUACCGCCUUGAGCACUUUGUUCUCGAAGACGAGCUCCUGAGAGGGGUUCCUUUGAGAGCGACGUUGUGGGGCCUCGGGAAGCUUUGGCUCACCUCGCCCAUCGAUCUACCGGAGCAGGCGAAGAAAUCUCUGUGGGAGAGAUCUCGCAAGGUGAAAAAGCUCGACAUCUUUUUGUCACGCACGUGGCACACCCGUGGCUGGCGCAAGGUGCUUGCGCUACUGGUGCAGCUCGGGUCCUACAACUUUCUGGCCGGCUGGUUUUUCGGCGUGGUUCUUGGAAUCGUACUGCAGGCAACUAUGGAGAUACCUGAUUUCAUAGCACCAGCACCAGCUAUUUGGAUCAGUGGUCCCAUUGGGUCGUUCUUGGGGCUGCUGACCGCACCUUACAUGCCACACUGGGCUGCAUGCAGGGGCAAGUCGCGAGAGAUGUGUUUCUUCGAUGCGGCAUGCAUCAAUCAGGCUGAUCCCGAUCUGAUGCAGCGCGGUGUUUACGGCUUGAGCGGCUUUUUGGCUGUCGCGUCAGAGCUGCGGAUUUUAUGGAGUCCGCCUUAUCUCUCCAGAUUGUGGUGUGUUUUCGAGCUGGCGGCAUUCCGCAAAGCGAAUCUUGCCGGAAGGAUCGUCCUCCAGCCUUUGUUCGUCGAAACCGGUUUGCUCGUCAUUGUCGUGGGCCUAUAUGGACUCAUAAUCGUCGAUGAGUGGCGGUUCGCCCACGCUGGUGUUUCGAUUGGGCUCGCCAGUUUGCUCGGCUACAUCUGGUACCACAGUCUCCGCAGAUUGCUUAACGACCAGCAUCACCUUGCAAAUGAGUUGCGCACUUUCGAUAUCGAGAAGGUCCACUGCCGCUCUGCGGAAGACACCGAGUACAUCUAUGCUGCCAUUCAUUCGUGGUAUGGAAGCUCGAAAGCGUUCACAGAUCAUGUGAGAGGGCCUCUGGCAGACGAGCUCACGAACUGCUUUUCCAGGAAGGAUCUUCCGGGCGCCUAUUGGCUGAUGAUUGCAACGCCAUUCGUCACCUUCAACGUGGCAAGAUCUUGGAUUUGUGCUGAAGCACCCACCUCUACUCUGGACAUGAUCGUCGGCCAUUGCCUAGCAAGAUGCAUUGGCAAUAGUAUCUUGAACGUCCUCUUUGUGCAGUUUGUGUUUCACGUUUGCCGUAGAUUUGCCGCUUCUGCAGGGGGGUUGCUCGACUACGGCAAAACGUUCUUGAUCUGGCUGGCCCUGACAGUGGUCCUGCUGUGCAUGUUCGCAAUCGGUUCCAUGGUGCUAAACCAGGAAUCGCUGGCGGUGUCCAUCUCGUACACUGCCGUCACCACAGCCCUGUACUGCAGUGUAAGCACACGCAGCAGGUGGAGGAAGUGGUCUUACUCACCUUCCCCCUGUGACCGAAGUGAGGGAACGUUUGAAGUCUAG
Molecule: messenger RNA, 1428 nt
Organism: Symbiodinium necroappetens
Lineage: Eukaryota; Dinophyceae; Suessiales; Symbiodiniaceae
Source: the annotation of a GenBank genome assembly